This is a messenger RNA of Sceloporus undulatus (fence lizard), 1179 nucleotides long. RefSeq names its product cyclin-dependent kinase inhibitor 2A-like. Gene Ontology annotation, cellular component: nucleus. The transcript has 2 exons. The record is from RefSeq and is a predicted model, not a curated record. Gene Ontology annotation, molecular function: protein kinase binding; cyclin-dependent protein serine/threonine kinase inhibitor activity. Lineage: Eukaryota; Metazoa; Chordata; Lepidosauria; Squamata; Phrynosomatidae. Bases 223 to 471 code for a protein of 82 amino acids. Gene Ontology annotation, biological process: negative regulation of cell population proliferation; regulation of cyclin-dependent protein serine/threonine kinase activity.
CUCAAAAGGCUCCUUCCUCCUCCUCCUCCUGCAAAGCAUGGCUUCUCGGAUCCGCUGCCGCGUCCGCUGCGCUCAUCCCGGGAGGUUUCCGCGGCUCCUGAAGGCCCUCCUGCUCCCCCUGAUCAUCGCAGCCUUCCUCCGCCGGGAGCCUCCAGGGAGGAGGAGGCCCCUGCUGCUGCCCCAGACCUUCCUCCUCGUCCUCAGGAAGCCCCGCCGCAGGUGAUGAUGAUGGGGAACCCCCAAGUGGCAGCCCUCCUCCUGGAAGCCGGGGCCGACCCCAACCUGCCGGACCGGGCCACCGGCUCCCUCCCGGCCCACGAUGCCGCCGGACAAGGCUUCCUGGAGACCCUGCAGGUCCUGCAUCGAGGGGGCGCCCGACUCGACCUUCCCGACCGCUGGGGCCGCCUCCCGAUGGACCUGGCCCGAGAGAACGGCCACAGCCGGGUGGCCCUCUACCUCUCCCGCUGCUGAGCUUCCCCAGGGGACAAGGGAGGGGAUCUGACACUGACCACCUGGAUGGCUGAGAUAGUGGCACCUUUGCUUUCUGGUGGGGCAACAAACUUGGUUUCAUGCACAAAUUAAGAACGUUAUGUAUAAAAUUGCCAUCAGGCCAUAUGUAUCAGGAGCAUAUGGAGCAUACAUGAAUAUCAUGUUUACACUUGGAACUCAUCUUCAAACUACCAUUCUCAGCAUAUACACACCUCACUAUGUAUAUGCAAAUAUUACAAAAUCUCCAAAAACAAACCCCAAAUUCAAAUCCAAAACACUUCUGGUCCCAAGCAUUUCAGAUAAAGAAGACUCAACCUGUAUUGAUUUCAGUUAGCUUGUUGUUGCCAUUGUUGUUGUGUGCCUUCCAGUGAUUUCAAACAUAUGGUGAAGCUAUUGUGGGGUUUUCUUGGCAAGGUUUGCCACUGCCUUCAGUGAACUUCCCAUGGAAAAAUGUAAAGUGGACAUGCAGUCUUCCUAAAUCAUCCAGCUUCAUUGUUGCUUAAUAAUGUCUUGAAUAUUUCCUCCAAUUCUCCAGCCUGUUAGUUUUAUCCUUUAAUCAACUUUAUAAUGUUUCACUUAUCCAUCAGUGAGUGUUUUCAUUGCUGUCCCCUUUCUUUCUUUAGCUGCUGUUCUCAUUAUUCACUGUAUUCUGAGUUUAUACUGUUUUGUAAAAAACCGAAUAAAGCUUUU